Molecule: messenger RNA, 1743 nt
Organism: Quercus lobata
Lineage: Eukaryota; Viridiplantae; Streptophyta; Magnoliopsida; Fagales; Fagaceae
Product: UDP-rhamnose/UDP-galactose transporter 6
Exons: 6
Coding region: 507-1514 (335 amino acids)
Source: RefSeq, a predicted model, not a curated record
UGCUCUGCAAUGAAAAAAAUAAUUGGCUGGCUGCCUGCAACACAUUUCCACGACCUCCCUCUCUCUCUCAAAUGCCAAAUCAAGAAAACUGAAAAAGCAACAACCAAAAAAAAAAAAAAAAAAAAAAAACUUGCAAACUCACAACGCUUUUUGUUUAUCUAAAAAAGUCUAAACUGACUGCUUUUGCUUUCACAAUUCACAAACAAACGCAUCAUAAAUAUCAAUAUCAAUAUCAAAUCCAACCUUUUACCUCCUCAGGCUGGUACUUGUAUUCUACCACUACCACUACCACUUUUCUCUAUUUACGUGUAGCUCUAACUCUCUCAGCCUCACCCCUCAUUGCUGCUGCUUCUUCCUCUUCUUCUUCUUCGCCGAAUAAUUUGUUGCUAAGUGAGUUGAACAACUCUUGGACUUUCGCUCAGAUGUGGAUAGAUUUCUUUAUGUAAUCGGAGGGAUAAGGACUCUGUACACUUGGCAAUUACUAUAAGCAACACAUAAUAAUAACAAUGGCUCCCGCUAGCAAGGCUGAUAAGAAGGCUUCUGUAGAUGCAGCUGCUUGGAUGUUUAAUGUUGUUACUUCUGUUGGGAUUAUCAUUGUCAAUAAAGCCUUGAUGGCUACUUACGGCUUCAGUUUCGCUACAACAUUAACUGGUUUGCAUUUUGCAACAACAACUUUGAUGAUAGUUGUCCUACGGUGGUUGGGAUAUAUCCAAUCCUCUCAUCUACCAUUCUCGGAGCUUCUAAAAUUUGUUAUCUUUGCUAACUUCUCUAUUGUUGGAAUGAACGUUAGUCUAAUGUGGAACUCUGUUGGAUUCUAUCAGAUUGCUAAGUUGAGUAUGAUCCCUGUAUCCUGCCUUUUGGAAGUUGUGCUGGACAAAAUUCGAUACUCUAGAGACACGAAACUGAGCAUUGCAGUUGUUCUAUUGGGUGUUGGUGUUUGCACUGUCACCGAUGUGAGUGUUAAUACCAGAGGCUUCAUUGCAGCCUUUAUAGCUGUCUGGAGCACUGCUCUGCAACAAUAUUAUGUUCAUUUUCUUCAACGGAAAUAUUCACUAGGCUCUUUCAACCUUUUGGGACAUACUGCUCCAGCACAGGCUGCUUCAUUGCUGUUAAUAGGCCCCUUUCUAGAUUACUGGUUGACAACCAAAAGAGUUGACGCGUAUGACUAUAACGUGUGGUCUUUGAUGUUUAUAAUUCUUUCAUGCACUAUUGCUGUGGGGACCAACCUCAGCCAAUUCAUUUGCAUAGGAAGAUUUACGGCUGUGUCUUUUCAAGUACUUGGUCAUAUGAAGACAAUCCUUGUUUUGAUUAUGGGAUUCUUCUUUUUUGGGAAGGAGGGUCUUAAUUUGCAUGUGGUUUUGGGAAUGAUAAUAGCGGUAGUUGGAAUGAUAUGGUACGGAAAUGCCUCAUCUAAGCCUGGUGGAAAGGAGCGUAGGAGCUACUCACUCCCUACUUCCAGACAACAAAAACACAGUGGUUUAUCAGAAUCUACUGAACUUGAUGGGAAAGUGUAAGGUUCCUUAGGAAAAAUUGAGCAUACAAAGAUAGCUGAUUCCAGGAAGCUGUUGAUUGAGAUUAAAAACCACCCAUUUGAUUCUAAUUAUUUUUGAACUUAGUUUCAUAUCUUUAUUUUUAAAUUUCCCCAUCAAAGGAAUGGAUAUUCCUGGAUGGGCUUAGAUUCCCUACAAAUUUUUCUGUUUCACGAGUAUAAUUUAUAGUAAUCAAUUCUUUUUGUGCUAUUUA